Cetraspora pellucida is the source of this 795-nucleotide messenger RNA. Lineage: Eukaryota; Fungi; Glomeromycota; Glomeromycetes; Diversisporales; Gigasporaceae. The record is from the annotation of a GenBank genome assembly.
AUGCCCUUAUGUAAAAUUAACGAAAAUAAUGAUUACCCUAUUAAAAGAAAGCAUAUUCCAUCUUUUCAUUCUUGGAUUAGAUUAGAUCUUGAAGAAAUUAUUUUUUUACCAAAGAAUGAAUUUAUUUCAACGAAAAGAUGUAAACAUAUCGAUUUGAUAUUUAAAUGGGUCACCAAAGUCAUGAGUAUCGGAUUUAAUUCUUCUUAUUUUAUUGAGGAGGUCCAAAUUCCUUUGGAUCAAAUUGUUGAAAUUAAAAUUACGGAUAAAAAUAUGCUUGAGAUUUCUUUAUGUCCAAAUAGUGAAGGCAAAAUAACUUCUUCGGUAAUUGAUAAUGAUCCAACAGGUGGUCGAAUGAAUGAUACUACUACCUUGAUCUUGGUUCCUUGUCAAAAAGUUCAUCCAACAACAAUUACCAUUUUCUAUAUCGGUAUUCAAAAGUUUCGCUUGAAUAAAUCACCAACUUUUCAGAAGAAUGUAACAAAUGUUAUUCACGACGUAUUACCUAAUAAUGAUAAAUGUUUAAUGGAGGAAACCUUUAAUCCUUUAUAUGAACAAAAUUCAGAAUGUAAUAUGAUUCAAACUCGGAUCAUGACAAUUAUUGAAAGUUUCGAAUAUAAAAAUGUAUAUGGUGAUUUUAUCACUGUUGAAUGCGAAGAAGAUUGGAAAAUUGCAAAAGUUGAUCGCGAUAUUGUUGAUAAAAUGAGAAUUAUUAUUAGAGUUUCAUCAAGAGGCCACGAUGGUGGAGGAGGAUCACUAGAGGAUCACUAUAUCAUAUCUGAUAUGUUUCUUCUUUAA